Messenger RNA from Mesocestoides corti, 387 nucleotides. The record is from the annotation of a GenBank genome assembly. NCBI's taxonomy places the organism in Eukaryota, Metazoa, Platyhelminthes, Cestoda, Cyclophyllidea, Mesocestoididae.
AUGGUGAAGCCAUUCGAGGUAGCAGAGGCAAUGAAAUCGGUGCGACCUGAGCUUGAAAAGAUAAUCACCUCUUCGCCUACUUGUUUCUUCCGGCUCGAGGAAUCGCCACAAGAGAACGAAGAGGGAAGGAGGGGGAGCUCGAGAAUACUGUCAGAAACAGACUCUCUGGUAUGCGACUUAGACGAAACUAGCGCAACAAGGGAGGAACAGGCCCUUGCUUGGGCUAGAUGCCCGAACGGCCAAGCUAAGAACUACCUCAACGCGACAAUAAAUUGGAUGUUUCAGGGAGAGGAGACACAAAAGGCAACAACUAACGCACUACCCACGAUUCCCAUGGAACUGCUGGAACGACGUUUACGUGGAGCCAACAUAAAACCCAGUAACUGA